Messenger RNA from Trichoderma virens Gv29-8, 498 nucleotides. RefSeq lists its product as uncharacterized. The record is from RefSeq and is a predicted model, not a curated record. The transcript has a single exon. Bases 1 to 498 code for a protein of 165 amino acids. Lineage: Eukaryota; Fungi; Ascomycota; Sordariomycetes; Hypocreales; Hypocreaceae.
AUGAACCAUGUCACAACCAAUGAAGAAUCCAUAGAUUGCGUUCGCAAUCAGCUUGAGCUGUUCAAAGAGUUUUACGUUCCCAGGAAAACAUACUCAGUACACUUCCUUAAAUCGAAAAUUUGCAUCGCAGGCCCUCAAGGAUUUGAGGUUAUCUCACUAAAGACCCUCGAAACACAGAUGCUUCUUGACAAAACAGAUACCUCCCUCGAGUUCGCUCUUAUGAAAAGUCUCAGGCCUAUUCAUAUACAGCGAAUAGGCGAAGAAUUCCUGCUUAAUUACUCUGAAUUUUCAUUUUUUGUUAACCGUAAUGGUAAACGAACUCGACACCAGCUGCGAUUUGACUGGGCAGGGUCACCUCAAAGCUUUGUUCUCCGCUUUCCCUGGAUUUUUGCAUUCGAGCCGAAGUUCAUUGAGCUGCGAAACAUUGAAACUGGGGCAACUCAGAUAGUGCCGCACAAGAAUAUUCGCAUGCUUUAUAGCAAUUUUCACGAGGUAUGA